Molecule: messenger RNA, 8083 nt
Organism: Linepithema humile (Argentine ant)
Lineage: Eukaryota; Metazoa; Arthropoda; Insecta; Hymenoptera; Formicidae
Gene: POSH
Product: Plenty of SH3s
Biological process (GO): protein ubiquitination; positive regulation of JNK cascade; positive regulation of proteasomal ubiquitin-dependent protein catabolic process
Cellular component (GO): cytoplasm
Molecular function (GO): ubiquitin protein ligase activity; metal ion binding; protein binding
Source: RefSeq, a predicted model, not a curated record
CUUUGAAUUGAACAUGCAAUGUAAAAUCUUAUAUAUACGUAGCUCACGCAUUGAUUUAAAUGUCAUGGUUCAACUAUUAAGUAAGGUGUAACUCAUAUCCGCAACAAUGCUGUUUACACUGUCACCUGUAAUACAACACAAGUGUACUAAACGCAAGCCGAACUGAGCGGCAAUGACGAUUAUAAUAAUAUUUGUGCAUAUUCAUCGCGGAUGACUGUUCAAAAGCGCGCGGAGAAGCGGAUAUGCUUAGCGUAGGAGUCAACGCUCGGACAGCAAUUAACGACGUCGUCGUUGUCGUCGUCGGGUUCAUCGCACCGCGCAGCAAUGACGACGUCGCAGGUGCAUGGACUCGCCGUGCUGCGCUCGUCACCGCCAGACAGAAUCGACGUGCGCGAUUGAUCGAUGCCGUAGCGCGAUGCGCGCGAGGCCGUGCCGUCGUGCGACAACCGAGACGUUAAUUAAGCCGCCGUCAUUCGAGUAAGACAAGCGCGUGUAUUCCGCGUGAAACACGCUUCUUUCGCGUUAUCUCGAGCGAGUGCGAAAAGCAGAGAAGAAGACGUAGAGAAAGAGAGAGAGAGAGAGAGAGGUGAGACGGCAGAGUAGACGGUAAAAGCGAAUUAAAUUCCUGCGCUCGCGCUGCCGCACAAUACCGGAACUGCAGCCCGAUAAACCGUCCGCUUCUCCGGUGGUGCGCGGGGACGGGAGUAUGCGAUCGCGUGUGUUCAAGAGAGACGGAUAGGAGGGCGGGAGCGGCGUGCAGGAGAGAGCGAGAGAGAAAUAGAGUGAAACGGUUGAGAGGGUUAGAUGGGGGAGGGAGUACGUUUCGAUAGAGCGAGCGCGAGCGCAGCGACGAGGAAUCCGGAGUAGGUACGACCGAUCGGGUGGUGCGUGUGCUGUUUGUCGCGGGUGGAGCAAAGCACAAGUGCACGAUGGACGAGUGCAUGCUGAACGACUUGUUGGAGUGCUCGGUAUGCCUGGAGCGGCUCGACACGUCCAGCAAGGUGCUACCGUGCCAGCACACGUUCUGCAAAAAAUGCCUGGAGGAGAUUGUGAGCACCCACCGUGAAUUGCGAUGCCCGGAGUGCCGAGUACUCGUGGAUGCAAAGGUGGACGACCUGCCGCCGAAUGUGUUGCUGAUGCGUAUCCUUGAGGGGAUGCGCAACGCUGCGCCGAAGAAUCAAGUCAAAUCCGCGUUAUCGUCAAGGUCUUCCGGCGGCACCGCGGUGCCACAGCGGUUGUUCGGCGGCCACCAGGUCGCUCCGGCGCCGAUAGUGACCGGCAAUCUCGCUCCUGCCGUCGCAGUUGCUUCAGAACCGACGAUACGACAUUCCAAUGCUGCUGCUAAGCAGGCACAUUUACACAAUCAGGCAUACGGAAGGGCGAUCUACGAUUAUGUCUCCAAGGUGCCAGGUGAUUUGAGUUUCAAGAAGGGUGAUAUAGUCAUUCUUCGGAAGAAAAUUGAUAACAACUGGUACUAUGGAGAGUGUGGCAAUAAUCAUGGUGUCUUUCCUUUGUCUUAUGUUCAGGUAAUGACACCUUUGACACCACAUGUGCCCCAGUGCAAAGCAUUAUACGAUUUUAGAAUGACAAAUGACGAUGAAGAUGGCUGUUUAACUUUUAACAAGGGAGAAGUUAUCAGUGUCAUCAGGAGAGUAGACGAGAAUUGGGCAGAGGGUAAACUUCUGGACAGAAUCGGUAUUUUUCCAUUAGCUUUUGUGGAGCUGAACAGUGUCGCUAGAGCUUUGAUGAAACUCUCUACCAAUGUACAGCCAGGGCCGUCAAGAGUAGCCCCGCCAACUCCGACGAACGAAGAAACCACGCCGCUGAUACCGACUGAUCACUCGCGCAAUGUGCAGACUACGAGCCAACCGCGACCGCAACUGGCACAGAAUGCUGCAUUACCAGUGUCUGAUUCCGUCUCAAACGUUUCGUCGGGUGGCAGUUCUACGACCACCACUCCGAACACACCCAACAGCUCGACCACGUCCAGUAGCUCCAGCACUGCGCCGAGCAGUCCUGGCAGCCCCGCAACGUCACCGCCCGCCGUUGGCAACAGACAUAACGUUAAACGUCAUAGUUUCACUGCCAUCAAUACAGGUCAUCAUUCUCAUCCGCAUCAUAGACAUAGCGCUGAAAUACUUAGUCCUCCGGUAGACAGUGCUCCUAAUAACGCCAAUAAUAGCGGAGGCAAUGAGUCAUUUUCCCAAACCAGCAGCAGUUGCACGGAUCAUAAUCUACGUCACAGACGAAGCGGUAGCAGCGAUCUCGUUCUCGCCCAGCCAUCUCAAAGCGCACCAGCUAAUCAGACGUCCAGCGCGUCCGGCGUGACGCAUUUACCAGCCGCGUACAUAGCGCUGUAUCCGUACAAACCGCAGAAAGCGGAUGAGCUUGAGUUACGAAAAGGCGGGAUUUACAUGGUGACGGAACGCUGUCAGGACGGAUGGUUCAAAGGAACGUCCAAUCGCACGCAGAAGUGCGGAGUUUUCCCGGGAAAUUACGUCGCACCCGCCAAAUGUCAACGUGGGCUGUGUCGCGGAUCUCCAAACUCGCCGAGCCAGCAUCAAGGCUCGCCGUUAUCGAAUGCGGUAUCGAACGCCGAGUCCCGCUUGGCCAUCACGUACACGAAGAGCAAAGGGCCCGCGCCGCAGCCGUACAAUCCUCGCACAUUGCCGCCGCCUGAAUUACCGCCGCGCGCCAUCAGCCCCUCGUCCACGACCGUGUCUUCGUCCUGGCAUGGUGCCGCUCAGCAGAAUCAAGGAGCAAAUCAGGAAACUAGUCCGCCUCGGCAUAACGAUCCAAACACGGCCACCAAUCAACUCGGGCGCAGUCAUAGUGCAGUGAUGACGUCAAAUAUCCCUUCCCCUGGAAAACAAAUUGCAUCAUCGCUGCAACCGGCAGUGGGUAUCAAUAGCGUUAACAAUGGCUGUAGUGCUACCAUUGCCGCUCCUUCUUCCUCCGCAAGCGAUAUGAAUAGAAGCCCGAAUAGUACUCUGCGAGGUGGUAUCCCAUCUUCCAAUGCAACUGCGGCUGCAUCCAGAACUACGGAAAAGACAAAGGAAAAAAAGGACAAGUGCGUUUCCCUGAUGCGUCGCUUGACCAAUAUUAAAAAAUCCAAAUCGCCUCCACCCACGACAUACUCGAUGGAUAAUCCUGUGUUUGACGACGGCAAUUCUGUCAAUCCGAUGCACGUUCGAUCGGGAUCUUGCCCAAGUCAAUUGCUACAGGUGCCUACACAGGAAUUAAACGCUUCAAACAACCAACACCGCUUAUGUCCAGGCUCUGUGCAAGGGCACGUCACAUCCUCACAGAGACUGAAAUACAAGGAGAGACCCUCCUUGCCAGUGUCAAUAAUGCAAAGAUCUAGUGAAUCCGGUGCAAUGGUAUGUGCGACUGUUGGAAAUCAUCAUCGUAAGAGUAAUUCUUUAGAUGCUGGAAUGGGAAAGCAAACAAAACAACCGUCGUCGCGCGAUCGUGAUCGGGUGUAUAGAUUUCGUUGUAUCGUACCGUAUCCUCCCAAUAGCGAAUUUGAGCUGGAGCUUCGCGUUGGAGACAUAAUUUAUGUACACAAAAAGCGCGACGAUGGAUGGUACAAAGGUACACAGCAGCGCACUGGUCGAACGGGACUAUUUCCAGCAAGUUUUGUGGAAGCUUUCUGAGACCCGACGCAAAGUCGCUUAGUGUUAGAAACUUGUAUAUAACUUGGCCUUUAUGUAAGUAUCAUAUUACAUGAUAUAUUCGAAGCCCUCAGGUUGGAAUUAAUGAAACUUAUAUGUGCGGCACGCAUCUGCAUGCAUUUCGUUGCCGGUUUUUUGUAGAAUAUUGAAUUCAAAUCGAUUAUUUGUAUGUACACGUAUAUUAGCGCACGGCUAUUAUAUGCGUGAUUCAGAUCGUGCAAUAUAAUGAAUACUAUAAUGUGCGAGAUUGUGCAAUGGCAAGAAAAUCGGCGACAAAAUACUAUGCUAUGUGUCGAGAACUUAAUAGAAUAUAUGCCGCAUAUAAUAAGUGACUGAUGUACGUCGAGUUAAUGGAUGCAUUCACGCGAUGAAUAUAAUAGAAGAUUUUAGCGCAAAAUAAUCAUACUUUACGUAUAGAUACGCAAGAGAUGACAAAGGGUUGUAUGAUCAUGACAUAAUGUGCAUAUUGAAAUUACUCAAAACUUAUACUGCCAUUGGAAUAAUGUAAGCUGGUUCAAUUGUAAUCAGAUAAUAAGUUCAUUAUUUGCGUAACGUUACUGCCAUUUGUGUGCGAAACGUAAAAGAAAAGAUAUUGGUCUCCCGUUUUAAGUUGUUGAUUUCCAAAAAAAAUUAUUUACUGUCUUUUUAAUGCACAUAACAUUUUAACAUUUUUAAAGGAGAAAUCAUAUUAAUUAUAUAAUCACCAAACAUACGUAAAGUCGUUCAUGACACGUAAUUGAAAAUAAGAUUAUGGAUUAGAUAUUAUUGCCAGUCGAUAUUUAUCUGACUUUAAUUUUCAUUUCAUAAUCAAGUAUCGGUGAUUAUAAGUGAUCGGCUUGUUUGUCGAAUUUACGCACUAUGCUUAUACUAUAAAAAAUAUUUUGUAAAUUUUUUACAUUAUUUUGGAGUAAAGCAUGUUUCUAUCACUUUAUUAUCUGAUUAAAUAUUUUUACUUUUUUUAUAUUUUUUAUCUAAUUUUAUUUAUUGAGUUUAAUGACACUUGUGAGUAUUCAAUGUAAUAUUUUACAAAAAAUUUUUUAUUGAACUUUUAUAUCAGUUUUACAAAAGAAAAAAAAAUAAUACAUAUGAAGGUCACAAAUAGGCAGUUAUAUGAGCACAAAUGUUUUAUUAACAUUGUUUAAGACUGGAAUAUAUUUUAAAUUGUUGAUCGUAAGAAAGCGUCUUUUUUUAACAGGCGUAUCUAUUAUAUAUGCCAUAUAAAGAUUUUGUUUUAAUGAGCAGUCCAGAUUGUUAUAGAUAGUUUAGUUAAGAUUUGGCUAAGAAGCCAUUUGGAGGAUGGCCUUGAUACGCGCGAUGUUGAUGUACUAUAUACUUCGUAUAUAUAUAUAUAUAUACACUAUUUUAUAUCUGAACUUAUAACUUGUUUUUUAAUUUAUAAAGUUAUUAACUAUCUAUGAUAUGUGACAAAGAAUUAGUUAUUUGGCUAAUUAGAGAUAAAUAUGAAAAAAUCCAAAUAAAUUAAAAAGUGCUUCCAUAUUGUAUGAUUAGUGAUCAGUAUUUCGAAUUUUGUUACGUUCUUCAGUUUUAGUAAUUGUAUACAAUUUUGUACAGUCGGUUUUUAUAAAUCUUUAUACUGUUUUACGCUGUUGAAAAAUACGUUAGUCUGCUUACGAUUAUCAUUGAAUUAAUUUCAAUUAUCUUCUAGAGUUUAUAUUUAAGCCGCAUGUGUACCUAAUUUCGAUGUGUUGUUCUAUCAUUAUUCACAUGAAGCUAGUGUACAUACAGUACGCGUGUAUAGAUAUAUAGAAAAAUGUUUGUACAUAUAUUUGUAAUGCUCAAUUCAUAUUUACGCAUAUAUAAUUCUACAUAUAUAUAUAUAUAAUUCUACAUUUAUACAUAAGUUUAGACAUGUGUAUUGCACAAGUCCGGAUGAAGGUAUAAAACACAUGCGCUAUAAUUUCGAUCACAUAUGUAUACGCGUAUAUACUCCGAGGACAUAUUUAUAUUUAUAUUAAUUAUGAAUAUUUAAUGAUGCACUUGUACAUAACCAUAAUUUUACAGCAACUUGAUAUCGUAGAAGUCUGCAGAUGUCGUAUCAUUUAGCUAGAGGCGAAAUCCAAUGUACAACGAAUAUUGUAAUAAAAAAAAAACAUAUAGCAUUGCACGAAAUAUUGUAAAGGCAAAAGUAUAUAUAGCGUAUAUGCAGAAAUCGUUCACCUAGAGCUCUCUAUAAUUAGAAUUUUAAUUUUGCACAUAAUAUUUUAACAUUUUUAAAAGAGAAAUUAUAUUAAUUAUAUAAUCACCAAGCAUACGUAAAGCCGUUCAUGACACGUAAUUGAAAAUAAGAUGGAUUAGAUUAUGGAUUAGACAUUAUUGCCAGUCGAUAUUUAUCUGGCUUUAAUUUUUAUUUCAUAAUCAAGUAUCGCUGAUUAUAAGUGAUCAAUGAAAUCACACACGAUAUACGCACAUUGUUAGUUUUAUAUCAUAUCGUCAUAAUUGAUUGACAUACAACAUAUGAAAUAUAGCAAGUGUAAUCGUGACAUCUGCAUAAUCCUACGAUAUGAAAAGUCUGUUGUCUUUAUUGAAAUGCAAAGCGAACGAUGAUUUGUGUUACGAUCAUGCAACAAUCGCAGAAAGGAUAAAACGUCCAUUUCUGUUCUUCGAAAUCAGCAAAAAAAAAAAGUAUUGUCUGUAACCUGCGAACGAAUGCGCUGGUUAUCAAAUCAUAGAGACAAAAUAAAAAAGAAAAUUAUCGUAAUCGAUAAGAAUAAUGAAACUUAUUGAAGUGGCAAGUGGAAAGUGUGACUUAGAGAUAUCGAACGUCUAUAUACGCAUAUGAAGAAAAAAUGUAAUUUUAUAGUUACUCGUCUGGAUGGAAGAUGUGCGUGGCUGGAUAUAUUUUUUUAUGUAUCAGUCACUUCGGGGACAAAAAAAAAAAAAGGAAACCGAUCGACCGUAGGACCGAAUUUAAUCGCAAGUCUAGAAUUACGGUAGUGAGGAAAAAAAUAUAUCUCUUACACUCUUAUGCGAGGGGCCACACUGGGCAUGCUGUAAUAAAUUCGGCAGUCUACUAGUAAUGCGAUAGAAAUCGAAGGAACGAUAGGAAAUAAAAAUUAAUAUAUAAUAUAUAUAGGUAUUUAUAUGCAAAAAAAAAACAACUUGUCUGUUUGUGUUCAUGCAAACCGUUCGAAUAUUACGAUACUCUAUCGAGUUUGUAUCAUUCAAGUUAUUAAUGUUGUACGCACAAUGUAUUCAAUAUUUUGCAUUUCGAUCGUGCAUAUCCACUUCUGACAAAUGUGUACGGAUUUUCGUACGAUUUUUUUAUAUCUCCUCGGUACUUCAAUCUCCGUGAGUUUUUUGUCGACGAUUGAACUUAUACGAUUGACUUCCUUAUGUUACACGUAGAGCGAAUUACAUAGCGACUAUUUAUACAUGCAUACAUACGUACAUACAUACAUACAUAUGUGUGUUUUAUAUGACGUACAGUUAGGUAAUUUAUUACUAAUGUCCGUAAUGGCUUGUAAAGCAGGUACUGUUAAGUUGUGGGCGAUAUAUCAGACCGACUCUAACGAGGGAUUAAUUUAUACGCCAUUCUGCAUUACGCUUUUUACUACGUCAUCAUUGUGCGCGACAAAAAACCACGUGCGAUGCAAUCAUUACGUAGUGCAAAGUCUUUCGCAUACUAUUAUCAUUGAUUUAACAUCGUUGCCUGUUUGUUUGCCGCUAUGAUCUUUUACGUUAAAGCAGCGCGUAAUUUGGAACGGCAGUAAUUUUAAAUCAAUGUUUGCGUAUGUGCGAAUGUUUUUAUAAGUUGUAAAUAAAUUAUUGUGAAACCUGACAUCGCCGUGUCGGUAAAAAUUUUGUCAACAAGGUUACACUCUCGUAUAACACGUAGGAGCAAUGGCUCUCUCGCGUUUCGCACUUCGAGUCGAAAUACGUCUAGAUUGCAAAACUGGUACACAUGUAGCGUAGAAUGUAAAAUAAGGAUCCGAGUCAAGAGCCUUCGUUUAGACCAAAUGUGUUUCUAGCACUUCUUUCGUAAGGGGAAACUUAGAAUAGUCAUUAUAUACCGAUUACUAUGUUUACACGCUACUUACGCUACUCGGUAUUUUGUCACUAACAUAAUGAUGUUCCAACAAGUCUAUGUCGAUGUCGUGUCCAAGCGUAAUUUACACAUAUACAUAGAUAUCGUUUAAUAUUUAAAUAGCAUAUGAAGUCUGUAAUAAAAUUCUUCACAUGGCUAUCACAAAUGGCGAGUGUAUAUUACUGAGAGAAAGAGAGCGAGAAAUAUUUUGCCUUCUCAUUACCAAGUCAAAAUCAUUUCUAUUCGUUAUAUUUUAUAAAAAUUAGUUACUAUCAUAUUGCGAAUCAUAAAUAAUCUAGGCUGAAUCAUAAAUAAUCAUUGCAAUGGAAAAUCAGCAAUUAAUAUAACGUUUUUGUAUAUUGAA